AUGGAUCUUCUUAUUUCCGAAGUACAAAAAAGAUCGGUACUUUGGAAUAAAUGGGAUCCAAAAUUUAAAGAUCGGGUAGUGACAGACAGGCAUUGGGACUCUGUAUCCAAAGAACUUGGAAUGUCAAAAGACGAUGUUAAAAAAAAGUGGAGAAGUCUUCGAGAUCAAUUUUUAAAAGAAUUUAAAAAAAUCCCUUCCAGUCGUUCUGGAAGCAGUCAAGAAUAUGCUGCGCUAUAUCAAGGCAGAUGGAGCUAUUUUCGUGCGAUGUUAUUUUUGAAGGACACAGUCACACCAAGAAUAAGUGACGGAAAUAUAUCCGAUGUAGACGUAGAUGAGGUUGAAGAAGACAUCAAUGAGGAACAAGACGAACUCGAGGACAUUGACCAGUCAUUAGAAGUAAAUAUUUCUACAAAUGAUUAUAAUAUUUCAUCACCCCCAUCAACUUCAUUUACGACAACUAAAAAAAAAAUAAGAGAUCAAAAAAACAAGAAACGGGCAAUACUUUUGAAUAACAACUGA
Messenger RNA from Macrosiphum euphorbiae (potato aphid), 519 nucleotides. The record is from the annotation of a GenBank genome assembly. Lineage: Eukaryota; Metazoa; Arthropoda; Insecta; Hemiptera; Aphididae.